CUCCUCAUGAAAGCCACUUCAAGCAGCACUGAUUUAGUGAUUUCACCUUCAACCAAUUCAACAAAUAUUCUGACAACAGUUUCUUCUUCACAAGAUGUCGCAACAUUCAUUGAAAUGACACCAACCUCUCCAACCAGUAUUGUAAAACAAAGCAAUUACUCAACUGGAAUACAAAAAAGAGAUUCUCUUCAUAAAUCUGUAACUGGAAAGAGUUUACCAUCCUCCAUGAAAACGCCAAUGACCAGUUCGGUGACUGGUUUUCAUUCAAAAACCUUCAAAAUUUACACUUGUUGCGGAGUAUUGGAAUUGAACUGUCUCAAGUUGACCAGUUUUGCUGCACUUGGUAUUAGUAUCUUUGCCUUUCUGUGUCUAAUCAUUAUCAUUUCCAUUAACUUUUCCAUUGUAAACUUGCUUCAUACCAAGCUCAAUCAUUUGGACACUUCAGGAACCUUUGACAGAGAUUUAAUGAUUUUGGCAUGUCGAGUUUCUGUCACUAAUCAAUAUAACAGAAGUCUAUCAUUGGAAUAUGCCAAAUUAUAUAGUGAAUAUUCUGAUAGAUAUUACGAAUCUUUGAAUAAUUUGGUUGCGAAUGUGCCUCCUGAAAUACUUUACUGGAAUCAACAUGGCAUGUCAAGAGAAGAUGUCAAAUCAAGAAGAGCUGUCAAACAGGAACUUGCCAUGAUUGAAUUAGUCAAGAGUGGCAAUUAUUCAAGUGCAAUUUCAAUUUUAGAUUCAAGUCAAUAUAAGGAAUUACUCACUGGAUAUCAAGACGAAGUUCAAAGUAUUUUUGAUUAUGUUGAGAGUUUGAAACAAGAAAAUUCUGAUUUGGAUUUGGCAACGACUACCACUUCAUUGAUUAUUAUUUGUGUUUCACUUGUUGUAGUGAUUCCUGUAUUGUUGGUAUUUGUCAUGUUGAGUAUUCGAAAGGAUAAUUCGAAAGAGAAACAAUUGAGACUUGUUAGAAAGUAUAUGAUUAUGGACACUAUCAAUGAUGUGAAAUUAUCCGAACAAUUCAAAGAGUUUUGUAAACAAGAGAGAAGUGAAGAUAACUUUGUGCUAUUGGAAAAAAUCAACGAAUAUAAGAAACUGUGCGAAAGAAGUUAUGAUAUUCAGGUGUUUUUAUACGAUACAGACAUUUUGAGUAGCUCAGCUUCCUCAUCUACCUCAAGUACAGACGAUUCUUCCAAAAAGAAGAAUAAGAAAGGUUUCUCUGAAAAGGAUGUAGUAGAAAUUGAAAAGAAAAAGUUUGAAAUUGCAUUCGAAAUCUUUACCGAUUUUCUCGAUGUUACUGGUGAUAGAUCAGUGAACAUUAGCAAGCACUUGGCAGAUUUUGUCAAACAACACUUGGAUUUCUUUGCUAAAGGAGAGAAUGAGUCCAUGCCAGAGAAUUUAUUCGAAACAAUUGAAUGUGAAAUGUGUGUCUUGAUGAUGGACACGCAUCAUAGAUUCAAGCAGUUCAUUGAAACUCAAUUAAGAGAAAAGAAGAUGAAAAUUCGUUCCGUUCACAUUGUUUCAAUAAAGAAGUAAUGCUAUGU
This is a messenger RNA of Naegleria gruberi, 1535 nucleotides long. RefSeq lists its product as uncharacterized. Lineage: Eukaryota; Heterolobosea; Eutetramitea; Acrasida; Naegleriidae. The record is from RefSeq and is a predicted model, not a curated record. The coding region runs from base 7 to 1527 and encodes 506 amino acids. The transcript has a single exon.